Theileria parva strain Muguga is the source of this 780-nucleotide messenger RNA. It is a transcript of the gene polr2g, whose product is annotated as DNA-directed RNA polymerase II subunit rpb7. Bases 193 to 720 code for a protein of 175 amino acids. Gene Ontology annotation, biological process: transcription initiation at RNA polymerase II promoter; positive regulation of translational initiation; positive regulation of nuclear-transcribed mRNA poly(A) tail shortening. Gene Ontology annotation, molecular function: translation initiation factor binding; single-stranded RNA binding; single-stranded DNA binding. The transcript has 2 exons. Gene Ontology annotation, cellular component: RNA polymerase II, core complex; P-body. The record is from RefSeq and is a predicted model, not a curated record. Lineage: Eukaryota; Apicomplexa; Aconoidasida; Piroplasmida; Theileriidae.
UUUUAUUUAUGUUUUAAUUUUAUAAUAUAAUUAUAAUAUAUUGUUGUAGACUAGUUUGUUUUUAAUCUAUUCCUUUUUUAAAAUUAAUUUGUCAUAACAUCGUAAUCUAUACACUUCUGUUUUAAUUUCAUCAUUACAUGACCUAUAAUUUCAUUGCUUCUAAAAUUAUUGUUUCUUCUUUAAUCUGUUAAUAUGUAUUUUGUUGUAGAGCAAUGGAAAUUGAUUAAUCUAAAACCUUGUCAGCUUGGGCCUAAUUACCAGCAAAACAUUGAGGAAAUGCUUAGGGACCAGGUAGAAGGUCACUGUACUAACAAAUAUGGCUACGUGGUUUGUGUUAUUCGUAUAGUUCAAAAUGAUAUGGGACGAGUUCAGGAUGGUACAGCUAUGAUUGUGGUUAACGUCAAAUACCAGGCCAUUGUUUUCAAACCAUUCAAAGAUGAGGUGUUGGAUGCUAUUGUAACUGAUGUUAAUAAGCUUGGAUUUUUUGCUCAGGCAGGGCCUUUAAAGGCCUUUGUAUCUAGAAAUUCCAUACACCCUAACUUCGUAUACGAUAGUGACUCGGCAUAUCCCUGUUAUUCUGAUGGAACCAUAAGCAUAAAACCUCAAUCUGAGGUAAGAAUGAGGCUCCAGGGUAUAAAAUACGAUAACUCAAACCUUUUUGCCAUCGCAACUAUAAACGCAGAUCACCUAGGCGCUUUUGAAAGCGAUAUCGCCAACUAGUUUAACACUUCCAAAACACACUAUCAAAGUAUUUUAAAUGUUUUAGUUUUUAAUAUAAAA